AUGGCUACUGCGGGCUACACGCCGCUCGAUGCUCCCCUCUUCCCUACUCAUGAAGACCCCGUCUUUACCGAUCUCCAAUGGGACUCUUUGCUUUCGCUGUGCGAUGUGGUUAUUCCUGCUCUAACCACGGAGAAAAGACCUGAAAAACCAUACCAAAAGGAAAUAACUUCUGAAGAAUACGACUCUGCAUUUAAAUCUAUCACCGAAACACUCAAGACUUCAGAUGCGGCUCAAAAAGCCCGCCAAUUUCUAGAAGAGAAUGUAUCUUCCAAUCCGCUGUUCAAAGAAGCUGUCCGCCGACUUUUUUCGUUAUAUGUGCCCCAGGACUCAAAAAAAGGCCUGUCUUUGAUUCUGACUGCACUAAACACCCGCGCUGGAUCCCUGCUCUUGACCGGGUCAUCGACACCCAUUCAGAACCAGUCCUUUGAUGCGCGAGAAAAGGUCCUGAACAACUGGCUGUCCUCUAGACUACCACAACUACGUCAGGUCGGCAGAUCUGUGAUGCUCUUGGCAAAACGUCAAUGGCUUAUCAAUAGUCCAACCUCUAAUGAAAUUAUCGGUUUCCCUCGCGUGCCAGUCUACGGCAAGCCAGCAGACACCUUUGAUUUCCAAUUUCUUCAAUUCCCUCCUGGCGAUGGAGUCGAAACUAUUGAAACCGAUGUUGUGAUUGUCGGUAGUGGCUGCGGUGGUGCUGUCGCAGCAAAGAACCUGGCCGCGGCCGGCCAUCGUGUGGUUGUUGUCGAAAAAGCCUAUCAUUAUCCAUCUUCCUACUUUCCCAUGACCCAGGGCAGUGCGUUCGCUCAUAUGUUUGAGCAAGGAUGUAACCUCAUCACCAACGACGGUUGCAUGGGCGUACUAGCCGGAGCAACCUGGGGUGGCGGCGGCACUGUCAACUGGGGAGCUUCGCUUCAAACACAAAACUACGUGCGCCAGGAAUGGGCGGACACUGGCCUCCCAUUUUUCACAUCGCCCGAAUUCCAGAACUCGCUAGACCGGGUAUGCCAUCGAAUGGGCGUACACACCGAAUAUGAACAGAGUUUCCAGAAUAAAGUCACCCUUGAAGGAUCACGGAAAUUAGGAUACAACGCACAGAUCAUUCCUACAAAUUCGGGUAAUGCGCCUCAUUAUUGUGGACACUGUACCCUCGGUUGUCACACUGUAGGCAAGCAAGGCCCCGUUGCAUCAUGGCUCGUCGAUGCUGCAAAGGCUGGUGCAUUAUUCAUUGAAGGAUUCACAGCCGACAAAGUUCUAUUCGACAAUGUCGAGGGUAAAAAAGUAGCCGCUGGAGUCGAGGGUGAAUGGACAUCUCGAGAUACCCAUUUGGGAACGUCAAGCAAGGACGUUACACGUAGGAAGGUUCAAAUCAAAGCCAAAAAGGUCAUUGUAUCAUGUGGCACCUUGAAUAGCCCACUGUUGUUGAUGCGCAGCGGUAUCAAGAACAGCCACUUGGGACGGAACCUUCACCUACAUCCUGUCAUGCUGGGUGCCGCGGUGUUUGAAGAACAGACUCAACCAUGGGAAGGUGACUGUUUGACAACAUUGGUCACCGACUUUGAGAACCUGGAUGGUCAUGGCCAUGGUGUUAAGAUUGAGAACGUAGCAAUGGUACCUGGCAUGUUCUUGGCCGCAUUUCCGUGGUUCAGCGGCCUACAGUACAAGAAGUUUGCGGCCAACCUGGGCCGCAUGGCCGGGUUUAUCGCUUUGACUAGAGACAAAGACACAGGCCGCGUGUAUCCAGACCCCAUAAGCGGCGGACCGCGGGUUGAUUAUACUACAUCAGCAUUCGACCGCAAACAUAUCCUCGAAGGACUCAUCGCCGCUGCAAAGAUAGCAUAUGUUAGCGGAGCUAAAGAGUUUCAUACCUCGUAUCGUGACAUGCGACCUUUCAUACGAUCGAAAAAGACCGAAACAGCAGAGGCAGACGAUAUCAACACUACCGACGGCGGCAUCAACGACCCAGAAUUCCAGGCCUGGAUUCGUGAAUUCCGCAAAAAGGCACCUUUGGUAGCGGAAUCCGGCACAGCAGCUAGCGCUCACCAAAUGGGCACAUGCCGAAUGUCCGAUUCUCCCAGAAAGGGAGUCGUUGACCCCGAUGGUCAAGUCUGGGAUACCGAGGGACUCUACGUCGCAGAUGCAUCUGUGUUCCCUAGUGCAAGUGGCGUGAACCCAAUGGUCACGAACAUGGCUAUCACGGACUGGACAAGUCGAAAGUUGGCAAAUGCAAUGAAUAGGACGAAGUUAAGCCAGACUGGCGGUGCUCGACUUUGA
Talaromyces marneffei is the source of this 2268-nucleotide messenger RNA. RefSeq lists its product as uncharacterized. The coding region runs from base 1 to 2268 and encodes 755 amino acids. The transcript has 3 exons. Gene Ontology annotation, molecular function: flavin adenine dinucleotide binding; long-chain-alcohol oxidase activity. Lineage: Eukaryota; Fungi; Ascomycota; Eurotiomycetes; Eurotiales; Trichocomaceae. The record is from RefSeq and is a predicted model, not a curated record.